This is a messenger RNA of Arvicanthis niloticus (Nile rat), 1092 nucleotides long. RefSeq names its product glutathione S-transferase-like. The record is from RefSeq and is a predicted model, not a curated record. NCBI's taxonomy places the organism in Eukaryota, Metazoa, Chordata, Mammalia, Rodentia, Muridae. Gene Ontology annotation, biological process: glutathione metabolic process; xenobiotic metabolic process. Gene Ontology annotation, molecular function: glutathione transferase activity.
UUUCCAGAGGGCCUCUGGAUUCUAAGAUCUGGGAAGGCGUUCGUGGCUAAGCCUGGGAACAUCUGUGUAUGUUCCCAGCACAUAGAAAAAAAGGAGUAUUUCAGUAUGACUGAGAAACCCGUGCUCCAUUACUUCAAUGGAAGAGGGAGAAUGGAGUCCAUCCGGUGGCUCCUGGCAGCAGCUGGCGUCGAGUUUGAGGAGAAACUUUUUGAAACCCGUGAAGAAUUUGAGAAGUUAAUCCAAGGUGGAACCCUGAUGUAUGAGCAAGUGCCCAUGGUGGAAAUCGAUGGAAUGAAUUUGGUGCAGACCAGAGCCAUCUUAAGAUAUGUAGCUGCCAAGUAUGGCUUGUAUGGAAGGAACCCAGAAGAACAAGCCUGGAUUGAUAUGUACGUAGAGGGCUUAAGGGAUCUGAGCGACAUGAUCAUGUACUUUCCACUCUCUCUGCCGGAAGAGAAGGAGAUGAACCUUGAAUACAUCCUCGAACGAGCCAAGACAAGAUUCUUCCCUGUUUAUGAGAAGGCCCUAAGAGACCACGGGCAAGAUUUUCUUGUGGGCAAUCGGCUGAGCUGGGCUGAUGUACAGCUCCUUGAAGUCAUCUUAAUGGCUGAAGAAUGUGAAGCCGGUGUUCUCUCCGGCUUCCCUCUGUUACAGGACUUCAAGGUGAGAAUCAGUCAGAUCCCUACAAUUAACAGAUUUCUCCAACCUGGGAGCCAGAGGAAGCCGCCGCUGGAUGAGCAGUCCAUUGGGACUGCAAAGGACAUCUUCAAAUUUGAACGAGGCAUGUUUCUUAAAAACAUGAGCACCAUAGUAGCUGAGUAUUAACAGUGACAGAGGCUGAAGUACUCAGUAAAUGUAUUGAGUAACUUCACACUGCCUUUCUAUCAAUGACCAGAGAAACAUCCUGAAGUUAGGAAUAAAUGUUAGUAAUGUAGUAUGUUAGCGAUGUUAGAAUAUUAGUAAUGAUAAUAUUAUAUGUGUAAAGAAAUAAACUACUAGAUACUUAUCAAUAAAGUAGAAGUGCCAAUUCCUGUUUAAAAUAAGACACGCUGCCAAAUUCAGAAAACCCAAGGAGUCCUCUGCCUUCUGUAUGGU